Messenger RNA from Calidris pugnax (ruff), 1503 nucleotides. Its product is annotated as calcium-binding protein 2-like. Lineage: Eukaryota; Metazoa; Chordata; Aves; Charadriiformes; Scolopacidae. The transcript is spliced from 6 exons. Gene Ontology annotation, molecular function: calcium ion binding. Bases 738 to 1451 code for a protein of 237 amino acids. The record is from RefSeq and is a predicted model, not a curated record.
AGGGUGAGAGCCCUGGGGAUAUGGUUGAUGCUGGGGACACAGGUUGGUGCUGGGGACAUGGGUGGUGGCCAUGGGUUGAGAGCACAGGGGACAGGGGUUGGUGCUGGGGACACUGAUGGUGGCCACGAGGUGAGAGCGUUGGGGACACGGGCUGGUGCUGGGGACGCAGGUGGUGGCCAUGGGGUAUGAAGGUUGGGGACAUGGUUUAUUGCUGGGGACACUGAUGGUGGCCACGAGGUGAGAGUGUUGGGGACAUGGGUUGGUGCUGGGGACACAGGUGGUGGCCAUGAGGUAAGAAGGUUGGGGACAUGGUUUAUUGCUGGGGACAAUGAUGUUGGCCAUGAGGUGAGAGCGUUGGGGACAUGGGUUGGUGCUGGGGACACGGGUUGGUGCUGAGGACACUGGUGGUGGCCCCAGGGUGAGUGUUGGGGACGAGGGUUGGAAUGGGAUGAUGUCCCCAGGACAUGCUCUGGAGACCUGGCCAGUAACUGGGGGUGCCGUGGCCAUGUGGCCUCUACCCUGACGUGAGGCCGCGGGGUGGUGGCAGCGGCCGGUGACCAUUUCCUGUCACUAAUCACCGCUAAUUGGCUUUGCCCUGCCUGGGUCCAGGGAGCCCACGGCGGGGGGGGAGGCCAGGGGGGGUACGUCGGGGCGUAAGAGGAUUGUCCUGGUCCUUCUUAAGGCUUGGCCACCUCGGGGUCCUGCUCCCUGCCCGCUUGCCACCCGCCCCCAGCCCCAUGCCACGCUCGCGGGGGGACAAGGGGACCCCAAAGGACACGGAGACCCCGGGGAAGGGGAAAGGUGGGGGGGAGGUGGGCGAGAAAACCCCCAAAACCCCCGAGGAAGGUGGCCCCCCGGCCACCAAGAGCCCUGGCUCUGAGUCCCGGCACGGUGGCCACGGGCAGAAGAACAGCAAGAAGGGACUUGGGGACCCCCACGCCGCUGCCACCAAGACCUACUCCCCCUUCCUCAACACCGUCUUCGGCAAGGAGCGGGAGCUGUCACCAGAGGAGCUGGACGAGCUGCUGGACGCCUUCAAGGAGUUCGACACGGACCAGGACGGGUACAUCAGCUACAAGGACCUGGGCGCCUGCAUGCGCACCCUGGGGUACAUGCCCACCGAGAUGGAGCUCAUCGAGAUCUCCCAGCACAUCAAGAUGAGGAUGGGCGGCCGCGUGGACUUUGAGGACUUCGUGCAGAUGAUGGGACCGAAGUUGCGAGAGGAGACGGCCCACAUGGUGGGCGUGAGGGAGCUCAAGAUCGCCUUCCGUGAGUUCGACAUGAACGGGGACGGGGAGAUCAGCAGCGGGGAGAUGCGGGAGGCCAUCGCCGCGCUGCUGGGGGAGCAGCUGAAGGCCCAGGAGGUGGACGAGAUCCUGCAGGACGUGGACCUCAACGGGGACGGGCGUGUGGACUUCGACGAGUUCGUUAUGAUGUUGUCAUCCCGGUAACAACGCUUCAGGGCAGGUGGGGACCCCCCCAUCACAGCGGGGGGACCCCCCC